GGAGCCCCCACCCUCAACAACACCCCCCCUCACCCCGAACAACAGCUGGCGGCGGAGAGAGAGAGAUAGAGAGAGAGCGGGGCUGAGUCUCGGGGCGGCCUGUCUGAGCCGAGCUCCUCAUCAUAAAAACAACACGUUGUUUUGUCAUCAUGGCUACAGAAGAAGCAGGGUCCCCAUCAAAAUCUUUGUGCAAAAUCAUGACCUUCCACCCCACAAUGGAGGAUUUUAAGAAUUUUUCUAAGUAUGUUGCAUAUAUGGAGUCUCAGGGUGCACACAGAGCAGGUCUUGCAAAGGUGAUUCCACCAAAAGAUUGGAAACCUAGAAGAAAUUACGACAACAUCGAUGACUUGGUUAUUCCUGCUCCAAUUCAACAAAUGGUUACGGGACAGUCGGGUCUUUUUACCCAGUACAACAUACAGAAAAAACCGUUGACAGUAAAAGAGUUUAGAAAACUGGCCAAUAAUGAUAACAGAUACUGCACUCCACGAUACCUAGAUUAUGAAGAUCUUGAACGUAAAUACUGGAAAAAUUUGACCUUUGUAGCGCCAAUCUAUGGAGCCGAUGUCAGUGGCAGCCUCUAUGAUGAGGAUGUCGAUGAGUGGAAUAUUAGUCGUCUGAAUACAAUUUUAGAUGUGGUGGCUGAAGAAAGUGGGAUUGCUAUUGAAGGUGUGAACACACCGUAUUUGUAUUUCGGUAUGUGGAAAACUACUUUUGCUUGGCACACGGAAGAUAUGGAUCUGUACAGCAUUAACUACCUACAUUUUGGAGAGCCAAAGUCUUGGUAUGCAGUGCCUCCAGAACAUGGGAAAAGGCUGGAACGUCUUGCACAAGGAUUCUUUCCAAGUAGUUCACAAGGAUGUGAUGCUUUCCUACGUCACAAGAUGACCCUUAUAUCUCCAUCAAUAUUAAAGAAGUAUGGGAUUCCUUUUGACAAGGUAACUCAAGAAGCAGGACAAUUCAUGAUCACCUUUCCAUAUGGCUACCAUGCUGGCUUCAAUCAUGGAUUCAAUUGUGCUGAGUCAACAAACUUUGCUACCAUUCGAUGGCUUGAUUAUGGAAAAAUUGCUAAACAAUGCACUUGUCGGAAAGACAUGGUCAAGAUAUCCAUGGACAUCUUCAUAGAAAAAUUUCAACCAAGUAGAUAUACACUCUGGAAACAAGGAAAGGAUGUUCAAACCAUUGAUCACACAAAACCCACUCCAGAAUCAACUCCCGAACUGGAGCUUUGGCAGAAGCAAAGAAAAGUAACUCCGAGGAAAUCUGGAAUGUCUGUGAAAAGUGUCUAUCAGUUCAGAACUCGGUCUAAGAAGAUAAAAUCUCUGGAUGAUGAAAAAAUAUUCAGUGAUUCUGUGGCCAAAGAAACAACUGCAGCAGAACCACUUACAGAUGGUAUCAAUAUUGAUGAAAACUCUAAUGGGGAAGUGAAGAAACAAGAGUCUGGCCAUGCAACAGUAAUAAGUCCUGAAGAAGAAAGUAUUAAAGAAACACAGCUGGAUCAGAAAGGAAUGGACAAACAACAGUCAUCAGACAAUUCCCAGACAAAAUCAGUGGCCAGUCUUGCCAGCACCAUGGGUAGAAAUAAAGCUAAUGGAAAGAGGAAAGUGGAUGAUUGUUUUUCAUUAACACCAAUAGCCAAACAUGAUGCAGUUGACAUCACUUCAGAAUACCCGGACAAUGCAAAUCUUGACCUUAAAGUCAAAUUGGAGAACAAGGAUCUACAGAAAUCCAAGGAGGUGGAUACAAUCAACAGGAAGGAACAGUUGUGCCAGAACACUUUUGAUGAUGUUGCUGCAGAAAUGCAACAGAGUUGCUGGAAAGGACAUGAAACGAGUAGUGUCUCCACGGAGGGGGAAACCAGUGAAGCCGAGAGUGGAGAAAAUGGCUUGGAACCUGGAGAAGUACCAAGUUUUCCAGAGCAGUUCAUCAGAAGUGUCGAGAAAAAGAAAUCAGCCAAGUGUCGACGACAUCCAUUAUGCAAACCACCAGCUAGAUCCCCUUCAAUUCUAGUCAAACAAGACUUGGUUAGUGAUGAAGAAUUGACUGAUCCAACGUUAAAUGAAGAAGAUGUAAAUGAAACACAGCCUUGGGCCAAACCUCUUGUCCAAUUGUGGCAGAGUAAACUGCACAAUUUCCAAGCAGAGAAGGAAUAUAAUGAAGUCGCCUCGAAAAUGGAACCAUAUUGCGCGAUUUGCUCACUUUUCUUUCCUUAUUACCAGCCUGAUCGACCCUUGGAAAGAAGAUCUCAAAUCAAAUCUGAUUCAGCAGCGGUGUCACCAUCCAAGCAACAUAAAACAAAACCCCUUAUUCCAGAAAUGUGCUUUGCAUAUAGUGAAGAAAGUAACGAAUGUUACCCUACAAAUUCAUUUAUUAAUGAAGAUGGAACUAGUUUGCUGAUAUCCUGUGCAAAGUGCAAUCUACAAGUUCAUGCAAGUUGUUAUGGUGUUCCGUUUCAUGAGAUCCAUGAUGGUUGGACUUGUUCUCGUUGUAUAAUUGGUGCAUGGACUGCAGAUUGUUGCCUGUGCAAUUUGAGGGGCGGUGCACUUAAACAGACUACUGAUAAUAGGUGGGCUCAUGUGAUGUGUGCUGUCGCAAUCCCUGAAGUAAGAUUUGUGAAUGUAGUCGACCGCAGUCCAGUGGAUGUUACCAGGAUACCUUUGCAAAGACUGAAGCUCAAAUGUGUUUUCUGCAGAAAGAGAGUUAAGAAGACUUUGGGUGCUUGUAUUCAGUGCUCAUACGGGCGUUGCCCAACGUCCUUCCAUGUAACCUGCGCCCAUGCAGCAGGAAUCGUAAUGGAAGCAGAUGACUGGCCAUAUGUUGUCCUCAUCACGUGCUUCAGACAUAAAACGAAUACAAGUGUAAAAAACAAAGCUCCAUUCCAAGACUUAGCAAUUGGACAAACAGUCAUCUCUAAGCACAAGAAUGGAAGGUAUUACAGUUGUGGAGUCACCGGAGUUUCCUCUCAAACUUUCUACGAGGUCAUAUUUGAUGAUGGUUCUUUCAGUGAUGACCUGUAUCCAGAAGACAUUGCUAGCAAAAAUUGCUUGGAGCUUGGUCCUCCAGCAGAGGGAGAAGUUGUCCAGGUGAGAUGGACUGAUGGGCUGCUCUACGGUGCUAAAUUCGUAGGAUCAAACAUCAUUUACAUGUACCAGGUUGAGUUUGAAGAUGGCUCCCAACUUGUAGUGAAACGUGACGAUGUCUACACGUUAAAUGAAGAACUGCCGAAACGGGUUAAGUCACGACUAUCUUCAGCUUCAGACAUGCGCUAUGAAGCCACAUUUUCCACCGAGAACAUUCAGGCAAAGAAGCGACCGCGUGUCCUGAAUUACAAAUUCAUGAAUGAGUACGUGGAUGAUCCUGGAUAUCGCACGUUCUUGGGAAACUUCUUCCAAACCCAUUGCCGCCAAGGACAAUAAGGUCAAGCUGACAACCAAAAAGAAAAACUAUUUGAUAAGUCAAAAUAAAUCUCCGACUUGCUUGGGUUACAAUUGUGUAAUACUCAGUUUGUUUAAAAGAAUGAGGGAAUCCAUAAGCUCCUCCCCACCACCCGCUCUGAAGAAUAAAGGGAUGAAGAAAUAUCUGGAUAUUGCUUCUUGGAACAAGGACUUUCUCUGAUGUGAAUGAAUAAUUUUUCAAGUGUCUCAGAAACGGGCUUCAAUUUGGAGCCUUUAAAAAAAAUUAACAUGCUUAAGUGUACUAAAAAUAUUUUUAUACGAUUGCUACAGUUUUGGGUAGCACGUGUUUUGCUUGUUUUUAGCCUUAUAAUUUUGAGACUGUUACUGAAUCACUCUUAUUUGGCUCUUUUGCUUUUAUUCUCCAGACUGAACAAAAGAGAAAGAAACGAUCUAUUGCUACCUGAUAGCAGAUUUUUAUAUGUUUAAUAAAAUAUAGAUAAGUGACAGAUAGUUUGCAAACAAGUACAUUUUAUGUUAUUUGGUACUCUUAUCCGUUAUAUAAAAAGAAAAGGCCAUUUCUAAAUUGUAAAGGACACUUUUCUAUUCUGUAAAGUGAGGGUCCUACAACAUUUUUGAAUGAUCUAUUAAGAGUAUUUUAGCAAGAAGCCUUGCCUUACUUAAUCCUUUGUCUUUAGUUUUUCAGUCAGCAAACUAAUGGAAAAACGAGGUGAUUCCUCCUAAAGGAAAAGGUUUAUACUUUAGGGGCUUAAUUGUAGCAACAAUGUGUGAGGUUUAAAUCAUUUUAAGUGCUCUCUUAAAAACAGGAACUCAUUGCUCUUGUAUUAUAGCUGUUUGGCGUUAUUGUUAUUUUAUGGUUAUUUAAUGUGAUUUUCCUCUUUAAAAACCCUAAAGUUUAUGAAUGGGCAGCAUUGAAUAAAACCACCAGCACCGAA
Molecule: messenger RNA, 4345 nt
Organism: Pristis pectinata (smalltooth sawfish)
Lineage: Eukaryota; Metazoa; Chordata; Chondrichthyes; Rhinopristiformes; Pristidae
Product: lysine-specific demethylase 4C-like
Exons: 22
Coding region: 150-3413 (1087 amino acids)
Biological process (GO): chromatin remodeling
Cellular component (GO): nucleus
Molecular function (GO): histone H3K9 demethylase activity; histone H3K36 demethylase activity
Source: RefSeq, a predicted model, not a curated record